Messenger RNA from Punica granatum (pomegranate), 3812 nucleotides. The record is from RefSeq and is a predicted model, not a curated record. NCBI's taxonomy places the organism in Eukaryota, Viridiplantae, Streptophyta, Magnoliopsida, Myrtales, Lythraceae.
UUUCCUUUUCUCAAUGCACGCACAAUAGCGGUCCGCUCUUUCUUCCUAAGUUUCUCUCCUCUUCUAGGGUUUCUCCCGCAACCAGCAAGGAGCGUUCUUCCUCUCAUCCCGCCCUCUCUCUCCGGGGAAUUCGACCCUCGUCGUCCUCCAAUGCGAGAAACCAAUGACCCCGAUUCUCCGGAGAACCCCAAGGAUCGGACGCCUAGGUCCUCUAAUUCUCCCAGCGAGGGCGCCGGUUCCGACGACGACUCGGCCCUCGAUGUCUCCGGGAAGAGCCUGGAGUUCUCCUUGCUCGAUAAAUCAAAUUUGUCGGUCAGGGACUUGUACCUGUACAAGAACGAGUUCAAUCUGCUCCCCAGGUGGGUGGGGCAGCUACAGAGGCUGAAGACGCUGAAGUUCUUCGCGAAUGAAGUGAAUUUAUUCCCGACCGAAUUCGCGAAUUUGGUGGGUCUGGAGCGGUUGCAGGUAAAGAUAUCACCACCUGGGUUGGAGGGGCUCCCGCUCCGCAAGCUGAAGGGCUUGAAGGAGCUCGAUUUGAGCAAGGCCCUGCGCCGGCCUUCCGUGUUCCCGUUGCUGACCGAGGUUGCUCAGCUUAAGUGCUUGACCAAGCUCUCUGUUUGCCACUUCUCCAUAAGAUGCUUACCGCCAGAGAUUGGCUGCCUUGAUAAAUUGGAGUAUUUGGAUCUUUCAUUCAAUAAGAUGAAGAGUUUGCCAAAUGAAAUUACUUAUUUAAAUUCCUUGAUAUCCCUGAAAGUUGCUCAUAAUAAGUUAGUGGAACUUCCUAGCAGUCUGGCAUCUCUACAACAGUUGGAGAACCUGGACCUGUCAAAUAAUAGGUUGACCUCACUGGGACCUCUUCAACUUGGAUAUAUGCGCAAUCUUCAAAGCUUAAACCUUCAGUACAAUAAACUUCUCAGUUGUCAAAUUCCAUCGUGGAUAUGCUGCAAUUUGGAAGGAAACGGCUGUGAAAUAUUAACUGAUGACUAUUCAAGCUCUUCAGUUGAAAUGGAUGUUAAUGACUCAAGCAUCCAAUUGCAUGAUGGAAUUCUUCCUUAUAAGGGAUGCUGCCAUGCCUUGCCAAGCUUGUUGUCUGCCUCUUCAUCGAGUAGUAGGUCAUUCUCAGCUCGAAGGUCAUCCAAGAGGUGGAAAAGGAGACAUUAUUUGCAGCAAAGAGCUCGGCAAGAACUUUUAAACAAAAGCAGAAAGGGGAAGGGUGAAAAGCACACUGAGAACUUAACUAUGAAGGCCACAAAACAUAACGAGUUACAAGAUGAAGACAUUCUUUCUCCUAAUAUUGAUGCUGAUGGGCAAAUUAGGACCCUUCAUGAUGCCUCUGAUAAAGAAUUACUUUCUGGGGAAGCUGGGGAAGAAAAUCUUCCUGACAGUGUUGAUGAGGAAAAGACUAGUUUGAAAUCUGACAUACUUAUUGAGAACUGUUCUCCCAAUUUUGACCGUGGAAGUAGAGCGGAAGAAGACAGUUGUGAGGAUGAUUCUGCCGUAUCUAGUGGCCCAGUGAAGCGAGAAUCUCAGAAAUCCAAGAGUAGUGCUAAGAUUAAGAGGCAUUAUGACAAGACUAUUGAAAAUCCAAAACCAUGCAAGUCUCGCAGGCCAGCUGAUGAGAGUUCAAAUCUGUCUUGUAAGUAUAGUACUAUGUCAUUUUGUAGUAUUGAAGACCCGCUACCAGAUGGCUUUUAUGAUGCUGGACGUGACCGGCCCUUCACGUCGUUAAGCACUUAUGAGCAAAAGUUGCAUCUUGAAUCGCGUGAAGUCAUUCUUAUGGACAGGGGAAAGGAUGAAGUGCUAGAUGCAAUUACACUCUCUGCACAGGCACUGGUGUUUCACUUUAAGCGCUUGAACUCUUUAAAAGAAGAUGAGAAUCAUGACGCUUUUGACAACCUACAGAUUGCAUCGUUGCUUGCCUUGUUUGUGUCGGACCAUUUUGGUGGCUGUGACAGAAGUUCGAUUAUUGAACGGAUGCGAAAGGCUGCAUCAGGCUCAAAUUACAAGAAACCUUUUGUUUGCACCUGCUCAACUGGUAACAGUGACUGCACUGACACUCCAGCAGAGAACAAUCUUUAUGAUAAUGAGGAUUUUGUAUUUGCCAAUCUUUGUGAGAAAUCUCUUCAUUCUAUCAAAGUCAGACGAAAUUCCAUCGUUGUUCCAAUAGGGACUUUGAAGUUCGGUAUCUGUAGGCAUAGAGCACUGCUAUUGAAGUAUCUCUGUGAUAGGAUGGAGCCUCCGGUGCCUUGUGAGCUUGUGAGGGGCUACCUUGAUUUCUUGCCCCAUGCAUGGAAUGUUGUUCUUAUCCGGAAAGGUGAUUCCUUGGUCCGUAUGGUUGUGGACGCAUGCCGCCCACAUGAUAUUCGAGAGGAGACAGAUCCAGAGUACCUUUGCAGGUACAUCCCUCUCAGUCGAUCUAAAAUUCCUCUGUCAACGGAGACGGCAAUUGGUGCUACCUCCUUUCCCUCUCUUUCCACAUGUGAUGAAAUUGCACAGGUGGCUUCAACUUCUCUUGUUCGUUGCUCUUAUGGUUCUACUGAUGUUGUCGCCAAGGUUCGCACCUUAGAAGUAGGUGGCAAUGCAUUUGAUGAUAUCAGGAACUUCGAGUACAAUUGUCUAGGGGAGGUGAGAAUUCUGGGUGCCCUGGAGCACCCAUGCAUUGUGAAAAUGAUUGGGCAUCAGAUGUAUUCGAAGUGGGUAAAUGGUGUCGAUGGGAACCCUGAGCGCCGUAUAUUAAGGUCUGCAAUUUAUAUGGAGCACAUAAAAGGCGGGUCAUUAAAGAAUUAUGUGGAGAGCCUGUCAAAGUCUGGUAAGAAGCAUGUUCCAGUGGGCUUGGCUCUGGUAAUUGCUAGAGAUGUUGCUUCUGCAUUAGAGGAGCUGCACUCAAAGCAUAUCAUGCACCGUGACAUUAAGAGUGAGAAUGUUUUGGUUGAUUUGGAGUCUAAGAAGCCCGAUGGGACACAUGUUGUGAAGCUUUGCGAUUUCGAUCGAGCAGUUCCUCUACGGGCUUCUUUGCAUACAUGCUGUAUUGCCCAUACUGGAAUACCUCCUCCCAAUGUAUGUGUUGGAACACCUCGCUGGAUGGCCCCUGAAGUACUUCAGGCAAUGCAAAAACCGAAAAAUUAUGGCCUGGAGGUGGAUAUCUGGUCAUAUGGUUGUUUGCUUCUUGAACUGUUGACCUUGCAAGUUCCUUAUUUGGACGUGUCAGAUUCUCUCAUUCAUGACCUUCUCCUGAAUGGAGAAAGACCGAAACUAACUGAUGAGAUGGAAGCAUUGGCUUCGUCGAGAGAUACUUCAAGUUCGGUGUCAGGAGCAGAACAGAAGAGACCAAGAGAAGAAAUGGAGUCAUUGAGGUUUCUUGUCGAUUUGUUCUACCGGUGUACUGAGAAAAACCCAGUUAACCGACCAUCAGCCAGAGACAUACAUGAGUCGGUGCUUUCCUGCACAAAAAACUUGGUCAGGGAUCCCGAUACGGAACAGGAGUAGUUUGUUAGUUUUAGAUCCAAAUAACCCAUUCUUCAGAAUCUUGGAAUUUUGCAGUUGUAGGGCAUUAUAAUUUAUGUAUUCUGUCCUUCCAGGGCGAGUCUUAUUUUGACUUACGGAAUAAUUGUCUUAGAUUCGUUUGCAGCCGUCCAGCUUAGGUUUUGUAGCAUAAUGUUGUAAUCCUUAUGUAUACAGUUAUGCAUUUCUGUAAGUCUUUAUGAGUUACUGUUGUUACCAGAGCUAGAAAAACCUGAAUUCCAUAUUCAGACGGUGGAUUGCUUACGGCAGUAAUGUUAAGUUGGCUUAAUGAGUUUCCAAUUUUGUGCUGA